This is a messenger RNA of Paramecium octaurelia, 412 nucleotides long. NCBI's taxonomy places the organism in Eukaryota, Ciliophora, Oligohymenophorea, Peniculida, Parameciidae. The record is from the annotation of a GenBank genome assembly.
AUGGUAAGAAAUGUAAUCAAUUGUUUUAAGUCUGCAUGCGAUUCUCUUAAGAAUUGGUGUAAAGGAGGUAUUAGAAUUGGUACAAUAUGCAUUUUAUAUUCUUCUGGAAUGUAAAAGAUUGACAUUAGUUCAAUAUUAACCUUGUCCGACUUUUCAUUAAACCAAGGCAUUUGCAAAGCUUUUUAUCUUUGGUAUCUUCAAGAAUAACAAUUAUCAAUAUUAAAGUGCUAAACUUUUUUUGCCUUUCCUGUUCUGCUUCAGCUACUGAAUUUACCAUUUCCUCUUCAAAGCCUAUUAAAAAGUUUAAAACACAGGAGGAGAUAGAUGAAAAAUGCUAAAUAUAUUACAGUUUACAUUCUAAUUUAAAAAGACCAAAAAGUAAGAUUUUUCAUUUACCCAAUAGAAUCUUUGA